Anolis sagrei ordinatus is the source of this 875-nucleotide messenger RNA. Its product is annotated as mitotic-spindle organizing protein 2B-like. Gene Ontology annotation, cellular component: spindle; centrosome. NCBI's taxonomy places the organism in Eukaryota, Metazoa, Chordata, Lepidosauria, Squamata, Anolidae. The record is from RefSeq and is a predicted model, not a curated record.
CAGGGCGUCCCAGGGUGCUUUGCGGCCGAGAAGCCCCUCGCCGGGGAAGGCGAUGUCGUCGGGCAUGGAGGCGAAGGGCAGCAGCGGGUCUCGCGCCCGCAGGAAGCUCCUCACAGCAGAAGAGGCCGAGUUGUUCGAGCUCGCGCAGGCGGCGGGGAGCGGGAUGGACCCGGAAGUCUUCAAGAUCCUGCUGGACCUGCUGCGCAUGAAUGUGGCCCCUGUGGCCAUCUACCAGGUGCUGCGUGCCAUGUGUGCCGCCGGGCAGAGAGGGAGCGGCCCCGAGGCCAAUGCCACCGAGCCCCCACGAGAGCCCCCAAUUGUCUCUGCCAAGACCAGUAAAAUCCCUGCACCACUCUCAUUUUCCUCUGUCCUUCGACCUCCACGAAUAGGAGUCACUAAGGCUGUGGUCUACAGUCCUGCUGCAGUUUGCUCGCCUCUCUCUCAAGGUCCCCCUGGCUCUUUCCAGUUUUCUUGCUGCCUGUUCUCUCCUUUUGCAGGUAGACCCAGAACUAUUUCUGCAACAACUGGAAACCAGACGCUGUCAGACCAUAGUAGCCGGGAAGGAUCUAGUCAACGAGUACCUCGGCAACCAAGUGCCAGCAGGUUACAGAAGGCUGGAUGCCCUGGGAAAAGUGCAUAGCUGGUUUUACCUACUGCAGUGAAAUGGCAAUGUAGCAAAUUCAAUGUUGUCAAGAGUUAAUCGUAAUUUUGCAAAAUGCCAACAGUAGCAUAUAUCGAGAAAAGAAGUACCUGGAAUGAGAUGGAGGUCUGUUGUUGUAUAGCACAUUGACUACUAAAAGUUCAAAUCAACCAAUCCUUUUAAUUUAAAAUGUCUGUCUAUAGUUCUUGGUGUAAUAAAACAUUUUUGGCUUCAA